Caenorhabditis briggsae is the source of this 423-nucleotide messenger RNA. The transcript has a single exon. Bases 1 to 423 code for a protein of 140 amino acids. The record is from RefSeq and is a predicted model, not a curated record. Lineage: Eukaryota; Metazoa; Nematoda; Chromadorea; Rhabditida; Rhabditidae.
AUGUCCUUCACUGACAAUGAUAUGUGUGAUCAAGUGGCCGUCAUCGCCUACGAUCUGGACUCUGCCCUCAACCCAGUGCCUUCCGGUCUCCAGACUCUUCUGGAACAAAACUACCCGCUCUCCAUGCUGAAGGAAGAGAAGAUCGAGGAGUUGGUUACCAGAUACAUUCAUUGUCCACAAGUCGGAAAUAUGGCGCGAAGAGUGAUUGGAAAGAUCAAUAGUAUGGAACAGAAGGGGUCAAUGAAAGCGAAUGAGAAGAGCCGUAAGCGUGGUUGGAGUAUGGAAUCAUUUUCGUCUAGUGGAUCUUCUACAAAUUCCACCGAACCGAUUUCCAAGCCGAAGAAUUCUCAACCAGUGCCAAGCAAUAUGACUGGAUCGUCUUCUUGCCUGCCAUCCAUACAUCCAACUUCUGUUCAACAUUAA